UUCUUUAUCAUUUCGGUGGCAAACUUAACAUAGUAUGGCCGUCGUAUGGAAGUAUUCACAGUUUUACUUCCACAAAGAAUACGCGAUAAACAUUUCACAGAGCGUGUUGCGAAAGACAUUUUUAAACAAAUUUUUCACGCGAGUGAGAUAAACAUUGAAAAUUUAGUGUAAACUCAACGUGUAUUAGUAAUUUAAUAACGUUCGACCUAAAUAUUUUCAUUUAGUUUUCGGUUUUGAUUUCAAUAAAUUAUCCAAAAUGUGGUUAGUUAGUCAGCCGAAUUCUGUGAUUUUGGAAGUCAAAGUGGAUCCCAACUCUAUUGGACAAGAUUGCCUGGAAAAAGUAUGCGAGAAACUGGAAAUCGGUGUCGAAUCUGAUUACUUCGGGCUACGAGUGUGCCACGGAUCAGGACCUGGUAGAUGGCUGAACUUGCGAAACCCUCUCGACCCGCAUCGUAUCCCCGGCGGUCGUCUAGAACUUCGCGUUAAGUUCUGGGUACCACCACAUCUCCUCAUCAAUGAACCAACGCGACACCAACAUUACUUACACGCGAAACUAGACCUUAUUGAAGGUAGAUUAGUUGUCGCUGAUCAAGAAGUCGCUCGACGUAUCAUAGCGUACAUAGCCCAAGCAGAAACUGGAGACUGCGACGUAGAUAUGCCUCCCACACAUAUCUAUGAGGAGUGUAACAAAAUAGGACCUCAAGGCGUCAAACCUGAAGAUCAUGUAGACAAAAUCAUAGAAUACCACUGUGAAAUAGCAGGCAUGCGAGCAUCACAAGCGGAAUACAGACUACUCAAGGAGAUAUCGAAACUCGAGUCGUUCGGUGAAGAACUAUUCUUCUGCAAGCCAGUUACACAGAGUAACAACGCUCACAACCUCUACAGCCAUUUGCUGUAUCACAGGCAACAAGUAGAAGAGCCCAGAGCGAGGGACGAACAGGAGAUAGAUGGAGGAGGAACUGUCGGCUGCUUGACUUCGGGACAGAAUGUAGGUGGCUGCGGCUGUCGGCUCAGCACUUGCGUGGGCGUCGGCCCGCACGGCAUCGUCGUGUACCGUCCCGCCUGCAACGGCGACCAAGACAUUGGUGUUGAAAAACAAAGCAUCCCAUAUACGGCAAUCCACCGCGCGCAACCAUUACGCCGGCUGUUCCAGCUGUCAUACGUGACUGGCGAAGGUCAUGAAGCGACCCUGCACGUCAAGAUGGCAACCUCAGGCCAGGCGGCAGCGCUAUACCGUGCUGUGACAGAGAAGCAUGCAUUCUAUUGCUGCGAGACAGUGCGCAGUGACGUUACUGAACAGUUCAUCAGGGAUCUUAAGGGUACAAUAGCGUCUAUAUUCAACGACUCGUCAACAUUGGGUCGACGCUACGUGUUCGAUAUCAGACGCACGUGUCGCGAGGUCCACGAUCGGGCACGCCGCGCUGCGCAUGCGCACGCGCACGCACAUGAGCCGCGCACGAGACGUAGAUCGGGAAGUAACCACGAGGAGGGAUUGCCACGUUCGCGCAGCAGUAGUAGCAGUGAGAGCGGCGGUGCGCUGGCGUGCCGAGUCUGUAUGGAUGCCGCCAUUGACACGCUACUGCUGCCUUGCCGCCACGUCGUCUGCUGCCAGAACUGCGCACCCAGAUGCAAUCGUUGCCCGUUAUGUCGUGGUGAAAUAGAAAAGCUAAUGCACAUAUUCCUGCCCGUUGAAUACCAGAAAAGUCCUGGAGUCAUAAUAAAAUGAUCGAAAGACAAAUUCGAAUCGAAGACUCGACUAUGAAACGGCAAAACGAAUACGAAAAAUCGUUUUUGGUACUACACUACUCCCGCCAUUGAGCUCGUGUGACAGCUGUCAAGUUGACAGUUUGACGUUGACGCCAGUGUCUAUGGUAUUAUAAUGCGUUCAUUUAAAUUGGAAUCAAAAAUUAAUGAAUGAUUAAAAAAAGUGGGAAAAUAAGACUCCGUGACACUGUGUGUACAGUGAAAUGAAAUGGAAAAAAACUCAAAUGACUACAAAAUGUGUGUGUGAUUGUCUGUCUAGUCAAAAAAUUUUGACUUUGUUCAAAGCAUUUUUUACUUUAUAUUGUCUAAUGGAGUGUCGCUUGUACGGAAUCAGGGCCAUUCCAAUAUUUAACCAAUAAUAAUAAAAUAUUUUGGUACUUAUCAUAUAAGAUUAAAAAUCAAUUAAUAAAUCUUAAGUUAAUUAAAAAAAAUUACUAAAAAU
Messenger RNA from Papilio xuthus (Asian swallowtail), 2206 nucleotides. RefSeq names its product E3 ubiquitin-protein ligase defense repressor 1 (gene dnr1). The transcript is spliced from 6 exons. Gene Ontology annotation, cellular component: cytoskeleton. The coding region runs from base 257 to 1726 and encodes 489 amino acids. Gene Ontology annotation, biological process: ubiquitin-dependent protein catabolic process. The record is from RefSeq and is a predicted model, not a curated record. Gene Ontology annotation, molecular function: ubiquitin-protein transferase activity. NCBI's taxonomy places the organism in Eukaryota, Metazoa, Arthropoda, Insecta, Lepidoptera, Papilionidae.